CGCUCUCCAAGCUGAGAGAAAGUACAUACCGGUAUAUUCGUGGCCACCAGUUGGCCUGGGCAACGCGUGAACGAUGUCAGGUCAGGCCGCUGCUGCUGCUGGGCCAGUCUGACGAGCGAGAAGGAGAGAGAGAGAGAGAGAGAGAACUAGAUUUAAUUCGGGCUGGCUCCGCACUCCGGAGCUGCAGGACAUCGGUUUCUUUGCAGCGGAGUCUGAGUCGGGGCCUGCACUAUUCGACGCGACGCUGUGCUAGGCUAUGGUAGGCUAUGCUAGGCUAUGCUAGGCGAGGCGAGGCGAGGCUAUGAGGCCAUCGAAGCGUCCGCCUGCGGGGAGGAUUGGAUGACUGGUUUCGCAUGACAUUGAUUAUUCUAGAUUUUUUCGUUCGCUUCAUGAUCAUGUGCGAGCGAUGGGAAGGAAGCACGGGCGGUAUGUCUGUUUUGCCCAGAAAGCGAUCGCGAGUGAUCAUUAUCGACGCGUCAUUAUCCAGAUUCUUGCGAAAAAGCAGGGCUAAUAAAUUCUCGAGCUGUUGUCCAUUCCUCAGGGGGUAUGUUCAGUGCAGGAAUCGGGCUGCCGCUGGCUCGCAAACCUAACCCUCCCCUCCCUGCCCUCACUGCAGCGCCCGUAGAUUGAAACUUGGCUCCUGUUGAUUCGAAAGAUUUCGCCAUGCCAUAGUGCGUGGAGAGCAUAGACUCUGUAGACUCGAGACUCGUAGCUUUAGAAUCUAAAGCCCCGCAUUGAAGAGCUCCGGGGCUCGGAGCACUUUGACGCCAUCCUGUAGGACGGACAGAGCAACUCCACUCCUCUCCUCUCCUCUCCUCCCCUCCGCUCCUCGUACAUGAAUCGCCCUAGAAGAUGCCCCUACAACUGUUUCCUGCAUGCGCGAGGAGAAGUACUGCCACUGCUCUAAACUGCCGAAUCCCAAGCCUAAUCGACAUUCCCGCACUGUUUAACGAGACGAGCGAGAGCGGCUGGAAUAUAUCCAGAGCGCCCGUCGCCCUUCGCCUCCCUGCGGAUGAUCUGAUCUGCAUCUAGAGCAGCUGGAAUAUCUAGAGCCGGUGCCGAUCCCGUGCCGAACAAUCCAGUGGAGAAGCCAUCCGGUGGAGAACAGAACAUGUUUUUGUCUCGAGAAGGAGCCAGCAGUCCAAUCUGCGUGGUCGUGGUCGUGGACGCGGACAUGGACUUGGACAUGGACGGGCCGGGACGACGCCCCGCCCCGCACCGCAACGAGCGCUGUAGCUCUUAUCCUGGGAAAAAUCAAGGGGAAUCCGUCUUUCUUAAAAGCAUGUGCGAGCCAAAAGAUGGAGAAAGAAGGAAGGGAAAUAAAUGCACAGAGCCAAAGACGGGAGAAUAUUCAGCAGGUUUAAGGCCUGAGAAUUCAUGUCCUCCGCAAGACCGAAUUGCAUGUGCUCCAACGGCGUCCGGCCCGGCCCGGCCCGGCCCGACCAGCGAGCAUGAGCAGCAGCAGCAGCAGCAGCAUGUCGUGUUAACACUAAGUCAGACAGAAUUCCUCCCUACAACGACGUAAAGUGCAUCAGGUAAUCAUGUUACUCAUCUCCACAUUCACACCAGGUGACAUAUUGCUGCCAUUGCAGUGGGGCUCGGGGGGUAAUCUCGCAUCGAGCCAUCGACGCGACCUUCCUAAAACGUCAUUAUCAUGACGAGGAGAGCCGCUCAUGGGGCCUCCAAAUCGCUACGCUCGUCCCAGAACAGGCGUAGCCGUGAUCCUGACCGCCGACAGCAAAACAUCACAUCGGGCAGUCGCCACAGGGCAGCCUACCCCCAGGCAGGCCCUGGAUCGGCCGAAUUCCGCGUCCGUCCAGUUUGCGCCAGGACCAUCAAGUCAUCGCUUGUGCCCGCGCUGCCCCGACCUGAGCAGCCCCUGACCGCCUGACCGACCGGCCCAUCAUCGAUCCCGACGUCAUGCUGUCCAGGCGCGCGCAGCGGGCAGGACCCCGCCCGGCCCGGCCCGGCCCGCAGGUCUCACGGGGCCUCGGUCGCGCCACCGGCGCUGGAAAGUCAACACCCGGCAGCAUUCUAUCGUAGGCCGUGACGAGCUCGCCGGCUGCCGGAGGUGCUUAUCCCGGGGCCUGGGACCUGGGACCUGGGGCCUGGGGACUGGGGCUGGGGGCCGGGGGCCUGGGAGUGGGGUUCCGAGACUCCAGAGGGAGCGAGGGCGAUACGAUAGUGGAUCAGUUAAUCUAUCCAUCCAUGUUCAUAUCUAUCUGUGUAUCAUCACAGUGGCCUCGGGGCGAAAUCUGCCGGGCCAGUGCAGGUGAAAGGAACGUAGGCGACUGUGGGCAGAAUUGAAUUCUGCUGCUGGACCAGGGUAGGAGGACGCGAAGGUCAGGGCCGAGGCCUCGGUGCUGUGAUGGUGGUGGCAGAGGAGCUGCUGCAGCUGCCGGUGCUUUGCGGAGGGGAAUAAAGAGGUACAACAGAUUGCGGGGCCCAUGGGAGCUGGAGCAAAUCCGUGUUAGAAACUCGUAGACUAGACAGGGAGGGGGGGGUGGGGGCCUAGUGCGAGCCAAUGCAAUGUCAAUGCUCACGUUGUGGGGCCGCCUGACUCUCACUAUUAAGAGCAUAGUUCGCCCUGUAGAAUACUAUCUAGGAAAGUGGGGAAAAAAACCUAGAGGGCGAGUGAGGUUCAACCUGGACACCAGUCCAUCAUCAUACGGAUAGUAAUGACAACAGUACAGAGCAAAUCACCAGACACACAGUACCGUAUCGGAUCGUUCCCGAAUGCAGUACUUUACUGUAUGGCCUCCAUUAUUCACCCUCUCGGUUGCCUUCCACGACCUUUCUUGUCGUUCAGAGAUAUAUCAACGUUUUACCCCUCGUAUCCCCCCUCCCUCCCUUCCCUCCCCUUUCUUCUCCUUGAAUCCUCAUAUCCCUUCCUCCCGAUCCUCCCAGUCCCAAUCGCCAAUAUUUGGAUAAUUGUUUUAGACCUUUGCGUGCACGUCAUGACCUCAGUUUCAUUCGAUGGUCGCUUGCGCUCUCUAGCUGUAGAUGAAUAUUCUUGACAAUGCAAUCAAGGCACAAGCUCUACUAGACGUGCUCCUUACUUUCGACGACCCUUUGAUCGAGAUACAGUAGCAGUAGCGCUAAACCGGGCAGAUGUUGUUUUGAUUCCCCUGGAGCUCCCUUGAAGUUGGAGAUCUGAUUCUUCUUUUUCCAACGCCCCGCACCUCUCUCCGUCCAUCGCCCGGUCUACCGAUGUAAGCCUUCGAGACAAUCGAGACUCUGUCCCUCUCACAAGAACCAAUUCUACGUUAAAGUUCCUCCAUCCGUAAUAGUUCUGUAUUCUCGUCGCCAGCCAGGUACGUCAAAAUCAUCCAUGGUACAGUAUCUGUUUCCCCGUAUGAAUUUGUAUACACUGGAAAGUUCACGGCCAUGGCCAUGGUUCUGCUCCAGGAUCGGAAAACCUGGAGACGAAGUUCCUUAGCUGUCACAGUGAUCUCCGCUAGAACAGAAAAGCCGAUUUAAGGGCCGACGUCGAGGGUCGAGGAUCGAGUGUAAGCGGGGUGACCUGACUGGAUUCCGGCGUUCUUUGGCUGCUAGGGUACUUUCUACUUUGCCCAUGCGGCCUGACCAGACCCGGAUUCAGUUGGUCCCAGAAGGGAGCUGGGAAUGGGGAUCGGCCCAUGUUGACCCAACUCCUGGCCUCGUCUGCGAUUGAUUUGGGCAUGACUCAGAAGAUCACGCGGUCAAAUGCAAGACAGCUGAUAGUGCUGUGCUGGGCCGCUAGCCGAAAGGAAGGGUUAUAAAAGUGAGGGGGGGAGGUCUGGAAGAUAAUUCCAUAUUCUUUCCUGCAAUGACUUGAUCAUGGAAUUUGAUCAUUACGCUAGAUGAAUCAUACGAAUCUCUAAGCGGAUAAAUAUUAUUUUUUAUAGGCAAAGAAAAAGAGGCAUAUAGUUACGAUUUGGGCGUGUUGGUCAAAUGUGGACACUCGGAGAGGAGUGUGGAAUUUCUUUAUUCUUUUCUUGGGUCUCUUGAUCACGCAACGGAUCGUAAGAAUGGGGGCAUCCUGCGAGCUCCAAAGUGUCCAGUGGCCCUAAAGUGCACAUAGAAAGGAAUAGUCAGCAUUCCAUCCGUGAGACAGCUGCCUUUGAGCUCCGGAGGUGAACAAGUGCUCGAGAUCAAACUCGGUGCUGGCAAUAAUUGGACACGAAUGUCGUCGUUCUAGCAUAUGCAAGAAGAUUUAUGUUGGGAGGCAGCAUGUUAGCCAUGCAUGUCACUCACGUCCAUGCCAGAAUCAACAGUGCUCGUAGUCCGCACGACACACUCCUCAGCAUUUUGUUAACUUAUCCUCUAGAUCUCAUCUAAUUGUGAACGUUUCGUUCCAAUCCUGUUCCCUCCCCUUUUCCAUCACGCAGCACUCGAGGGCGGCACACCCGUGUUAAGCUCUAGCUCUGACUUUCUGGAUUUACAGCAGGUGCUUGCCGAUUGAUUACCACUUUGGAACCACUCCUCGUUCCCUCGAGGAUUUACAGGACGCGGACGCUAUUUGGAAAUCAAUAUGUAUGAUCAUGAUUUUCCCAGGUUUUUUUUUAAAUGAAAAGAGGGUUUGUUUGCAGCAGGUGCUUUGCUGGUGAUACCCAGGCCCAUAUCUUUGCACUGCAUUGGAGCAUCAAAGAAAUCGAAUGUCUCCCCCGUCCCGUGGACUGACUGCUUUAUGAAAGUGCAUGCGCAUACCAACCCAGAAUUCGAGCAAGUUACACUUCGGGCAAGAUUCCAGUCUGAAGCAGAUCUAUGAGCUUUCUUUUGGUCGGCUGAUUAUAUGCUUCAAAUCGGUGUCUUUAGGACACGUGUAUUGGGCAAAGAAAACGCCCCGCCCCAACUUUUUCUAAAGAUUUGGAUGCCGAGCAUUUGCAUGCUUUUAGCCAAAACAAUCGGUUGCUUCUGUUGCCAUGGCACUUGUCUUCGAGACAUGCUGAAUAAUCAAGUGGAUGGGCUUGCUCCCUCCGCCAGCCAGCCAGCCAGCCGCCCGCCCGCCCAGCCCAGCCCAGCCCAGCUCAGCUCAGCUCAGCUCAUUCCAGUGGCAUCCAGGACCAAUUAGAAAAAGGCUCACCGGGGUAUCCGAUAUUUGAUUCGAUCAAACGACCAUUCGAGUUAUUGGGGGAAUAAAAAACCAAGCCCGGGGCCCGAGCCCCUCGCCACCCCAGAAAAUAUGAUGCGCGUGACAUCUAGUGGAAAGUGUUCUCUCAUGAAAGCCCUCGACGGGAGAUCCAGAAAAUGCUCCACUGAGUCCACAUCUGUUCACACGGCCGCCAGUGCGUGCAGUCGGUCAGUCAGUCGGCAGUUGUUGGAAGGCUGAGUGAGUGAGUGAGUGAGGCACUGAGGCACUGAGGCAGUAGUGAGCUUCACAGAUCGAUCUGUGACAAUUCAGCGACAGCACGAACGAAGACAGACAACAAUUUAAGACGCUGUAGUUUAUACUGUGUACGCCUCCCUCCUCCCUCACGACAAGCGCAGAGGAACGUAUUCAAGGGGGCCGUAUGUCUUACGUCGUCUACUGGUACAAUCUUAUGACGGACGAAUUGUUGUACGAUGUCGUAUAGUCGUGAUAGGAGUGUAGUGUACUGUUGUGCCUCGAGUCAUUGGGCCCAGGCAGGCUCAGCUUGCCCCCUUCCCAUCGCUUUCCUCCCCUGCCUGCCUGCCUGCCUGCCUGCUUGCUUUCCAGUUCCAGAAUCCAGAAACGAACGACCGCGCAGGCGAUAGCGUCAUAACCAUCAUGUAAAGUUCUAAGCCCCGCGGGUUCGCUGGACUGCGGAGAUCUUGGUUUCCAAGAUUGUCUGAGAAGAAGGGACCAGGAAGUCACUGUCCGAAACGAGGAAACCUGGAGAUGGCAAAAGGAACCGCAGUCAAAGAAAAAUGGCCAGAUCUUCCAAACUGGCAGCUCUCUCUCUCUCUCUCUCUCACCGAAACUGGUUCUUCUUCUUCUGGUAACUCUUCUGAUCUGGACUCUGACCUUGAGCUCUGCUCAUCAGAUCUUCGAGGUUUGUGUUGUUGGCUGCCGCUGCAGGGCAGGGAAGGGCAGGGCGAGGAGGACGAGGAAGGAAGGAAGGAAGGAAGUCUGGGGAGGGGGUGAGAACGUGAAGAACACGAAGCAAGCGAGCGAGCGAGCAGGAAGGCGACAAAGCAGUAAAUGGCCAACACAUUGAAUGUAGAAGGCUGGAACAGUUGGAGGGAAGGGACGGCAAGGCGAGGCAAGGGGCGGCAGGGAGGGAGGCUUGAGCCGAGCUGAUCUGAAGCUGAGAGCUGAGAGAGAAGAGGAGAGAAGAGAGAGAAGAGUGAGCAGAGAUGGGCAGAGCGGAGCCGAGCCUCCCGAUUCCUCGCGCGAACUUCUGCCCAUCGAGUAUCUUGCAAUAUCAAACAUACCAACGGCCAACGAGUACUGUAUGCUCGUGUCCACACACAAAAACAAAUGGAAAAAGCGUACCACAACAACAUGUGUGGCAAAAGGAUAGUUCUUGUCGAGAUGGGGUACGGUAGUCCUCCUUGACUAUUUCCAACUGAAUAUGAGAGAAACCGCGUGCACAGUGUCAUCAUGUGCUUCACUGUACCUCGACCAAUCAUGGACAAUACAAAGCGGAACCCUUUU
This is a messenger RNA of Marchantia polymorpha subsp. ruderalis, 6598 nucleotides long. Lineage: Eukaryota; Viridiplantae; Streptophyta; Marchantiopsida; Marchantiales; Marchantiaceae. The record is from the annotation of a GenBank genome assembly.